UAAACUAUUGUACAACACAUUAUGUGCAGAAAGUUGGUAUUUUUUAGAUGGUCUGAACUGUGAUUAACAUUAAACCUUAUUGUCAGUUUGUCUAUGUUCCUACUGCAUGCAUUGUUAAACCAUUAUUAACCGAUCUGUCCAAGAUCAGUAAUUAACGAUUUUAUGCCUUUACUACACGAAAACAAGAUUAUUUACGUGCACUGAUUUAUAAUGGACUAAAGCAUGCCUCGCCACAAGCUGGAAUGCUCUGUCGUGCAGUCUGUGGAACAAUAUUAUCUUACAUUAAUCAUUAUCAAUGAAUGUUAACAACAAAAAUGGAUAGCAUUGUUAACAGUGUGCUGGGAAAUUAUUCAUUAGACUUGUUUGGUAGAGAUACUCGUGUUUCAUUAUUAAAUUUUACGUUCUAUACUCGUAGUGCAGUACAAGUAUUUCCAUCAUUUUGCUACCACGCGCUGGCAUGGGUGAUGUUCAGAGCACGAUUAGGAAGUUCAUCCAUUCUUAAUGCAAAUUAAAACACUGAUGAGAUGGAAUGCCCGUGUUACUUGAGGUAGACGGUGCACGGAAUGGUCAGACAAAUAAUGCCCAGGACGCGUCAGACGUAUCUUCGGGCUCCACUUCCCAGACGGGAUCGGAAUUGCUCCCGGAUGAUCCGGGAGAACUGCUCGAAGACCUCCUAACACCAAUACACGGCAAUGGACGCUAUCAGCGUUUAAUCGCUUGGAUAAUCAUAUUUCCAUCUUUCUUUGGAUUAUCCUUCAUACAAUCGCUUGUGUACUUUGUGAUCCCGAUUCCCAAUGAUUAUCGGUGCCGACUACCAAAUCAAAAUGGUUUUAAAUCCGGUUAUGCCUUGCUUCCACCUUCCGUUGACAAUGCUACGUCAAAUUCCCAGUGUGAAAUGUACGAUGUGGACUACGGUCAGUAUACGGUGAACAGCACGCUAAACGAAACAGCGCUGUCAGAAUAUCUGCAACAUUUCAAAGGAAAUCUUUCCACCGUACGUUGUCAACAUGGAUGGAUCUACGAUACGUCCAUCUACGAAAGCACUAUUGUCACCGAAUGGGACUUGGUAUGCGGACGAACAUUUUUGCCGACACUAGCCUACAUUCUGACAUCUAUCGGCGGCGGACUGGGCAUUGCGGCUGGCGGCUACUUUGCCGAUCAUUAUGGGAGAAAAAACACGUAUUUCCUGGCUCUGCUGAUCAUUGUAUCGUUUGGUACUGCCACGGCCUUCUCGUCGUCAUACGAGGUCUAUGUUGUAUUAACAACAUUGUUGGCUACCGGAAGCAAUUCAUUCUACCAAGUGCCGUACACCAUCGGAGUGGAAAUUCUGGCGCCGAAACACCGAUCGGGAUUUUCCGUCGGGGUCACCGUUGCAUUUGCAGCUGGAGGACUCGGAUUGGCGGGUUUGGCGUAUUUCAUCCGAUCGUGGCGGAUGUUGACCAUCGCUGGAACGGUUCCUUUUGCCAUAUUCUUCCUCUUCUGGUUUAUCAUGCCGGAAUCUCCGCAUUGGCUUCUAACACAAAAUCGUCUGGAUACUCUAGAAACACUCUUACGCAAAAUGGCAAAAAUUAACAAAGCGGAAAAUUUCCUCCCCGACGCAAUACUGAACAUCCAGAGCAUCAAAAAGUACCACCAGGCUACGCAAAACGCCAAACACCGCGCCCGCAACCGCUUCAAGUGGCUGGGAUUAUUUCGUGGCCGCUUCCUACGCCGGCAGACAAUAAUUCUAUCGUAUUUAAGCUGCGCCGUGCAGAUUUGCUACAGCGGUCUAAAUUAUUAUGCACCCUCCUUAGGUGAUGAUCCUUAUUUGAGUUUCUUCCUAUCCUCGCUAAUUGAACUGCCCGGCUCGAUAUUCACCGGCUUCGUUGCCGACCGCCUGGGCCGGCGUUUAACCACGGUGCUGUGUUUUAUCGGCAGUUCGGCCGGGUGCUUUGGUAUUCUAGGUGUUAGUGAUAACUACUGGGGCCUCCUAGGUGUGUUUCUGCUGGCCAAGAUGCUGGUUACCAGCGGAUUUAUGACACAGGAACUGAUGUUGUAUGAAGCCUUUCCCACGGAGAUUCGCGCUGAGGGCGUGGCCUUUGUUACAACGGUUUCCUAUGUGGCGUCCAACCUGGGUCCGGUGAUUGUAUAUCUGCGUUUCAGUGAGCCGGUAUUGCCCUUUGUUGUAUUCGGAGCGAUUUCCUUGGUUGGGAUAGUGAGUGUACUGUUUGUACCGGAAACGCAUAAUACCAAUUUACCCGAUACAAUCGAAGAGUGUGAGCGCCGAGGACGUCCUGUUACGUUAAAAUCGCUUUUGAUUUCAAAAUUCAGAAAGAGGGCACAAACAGGAAUGCUUCUACUGUUUUCAUUGUAGAAAGCACUCAAAUGUAGAAAAUGGGCCAGUUAUCAUGUGCUAGCUUCAAUGACUACUCAGUAUUUGUCGAGAUCGAGAUUCCACAUACUGUAUAUGACUGAAAAUUUAAAUCGUUCUUUAUUUUUUCCAUAUCCAGAUUCAGAUCUAUAUUGCCACGAAUGGGAUACACCAAAGCCGGCAAACAAGAAAAGACUGACCAACACCAAUAUUAUAUUCUGAAAGCCCGUAGUCGAAAACCAACUAUGUAAACCAUGUAAACCAAGUAAAAUAUAGUUAAAAAAUGAAAGUAUUUUCCACUAAUUAAGUUGAGCAAGUGAAAGAAAUACCAUCAUAUUCUGAGGGUAGGCACACUUCGGGACAUUAGUGACAGAUACGUACAACAGCGAUAGUGCAAUCAGUUGCAGUGCGAUAGUGCGACAUCGGUAGGUUAGCGGGGGAUCGCGGUGUCACUACUGUCCGGUGCAGAGACCCCGGUAGGUGAGCGGGUGACCGAGAUGUCACUAACGUUCAGUGUACAAAGCCCGUGAGAACGAGUGACUGAGCUACCACUACCGUUCGUGCACAGAGUCCGGUAGGUAAGCGGGUGACCGAGCUGUCAUUAUUGUACAGUGUAUAUGAGUGACCGAAUUACCACUGCUGUCCGGCGCAGAAAGCCCGUUAGGUGAUACGAGUGACCGAGCUACCAUUACUGUUGAGUGCCCAGAUCCGUUAGGUGAGUUGCCGACCGAGCUACCACUACUGUCCUUCGAAAGGAACCGGUUAGGUAAGCAAGUAUUCGAGGUACCACUAAUGAUCCGGAUCUACACUAUCGGGCACCCACCACUUUCCAGUGAAAAGAACCAGUGAAGUGACGAGUCACCGAACUAGUGAUCCAGUGCACUAUCACUGUUUCGAAUUUCAUACCUUAUAGACUGCUAUUUCGGCUUUCUUUUUCGAGUAGGGGAUAUCGUAAAAAUUAUCUGCAUGUACAGCCAAAGGGAAUGCUUUCAAGGUUGAGAGAAUCAUGAACUGAUUUUCAUAUAAAAUUCGUGUUUGCCCUAUUGCAUGUACCGAUCAUGUUUCGACGAAAUAUAGA
Paramacrobiotus metropolitanus is the source of this 3428-nucleotide messenger RNA. RefSeq names its product beta-alanine transporter-like. Gene Ontology annotation, biological process: transmembrane transport. The record is from RefSeq and is a predicted model, not a curated record. The transcript is spliced from 3 exons. Lineage: Eukaryota; Metazoa; Tardigrada; Eutardigrada; Parachela; Macrobiotidae. Gene Ontology annotation, molecular function: transmembrane transporter activity. Gene Ontology annotation, cellular component: membrane. Bases 530 to 2353 code for a protein of 607 amino acids.